AUACAAGGCAAUGAACUAUAUUCACUUAUGAUGCAAUAGUUCUAUGUAUCGUGACGUGUUUUGUUAUCAGUUAUAUUACUUUUAAGCUGAUAAACGGAAAUUUUGAUUACUACCAAAUGACUACACAUUCUUACAUAAUGCAGCCAGUAAGGAGGUCGUGUUUUUUCAUACUACUUUCCUGCAAUUAAUAUUACUACUACGAGCAGAUAUAAGGAAUUAAUAAUUAUUUCUUUAAUUAGGGUUUUGCUAAAAACUAUUGACUUUUACUCGAAUUCACAUGGAUUUAUGCAUGAUUAGUUAGUUAACCUACAGACAAUAUUCUUGAUUUCAAUGAAUCUACCUUGUUGUGGACCUUUUAAAAUCAGUCCUGAACAGGACAGUGUAAAGAAAGCUGAAGAGAAAGCACGUAAAAUAUCUGAAGAAAUUGAUAAACAAAUAUCCAGACAUAAAAAGAUGGAAGUCAAUUGUUUAAAACUUCUAUUAUUGGGCACAGGAGAAUCAGGCAAAUCUACUCUGUUAAAACAAAUGAAAAUUAUUCAUAUAAAUGGUUUCAGUAAUAAGGAGAAACUUGAUCAUGUUCCAAUUAUUAAACAGAAUAUCCGAGAUGCCAUAUUAUCGAUUCUCGGUGGAAUGAAAACAUUACAACUCGACUUUAUUCAAUCUCGUACCGCAGAUACAGCAAAAAGUUUAAUGGAAAAAUCUUUGGUAGAAGGAUAUACUUAUCCUGAGACCUUCUUUGAUGAAGUCGAUGAAAUUUGGCGUGAUCCGGGAGUUCAAAGAGCAUUCACAAGAGCCAGUGAAUUUCAACUAUUCGACUCAGCUACUUACUUUAUGCGGCGAAUGGAUACUAUCAGAAGAUCAGAUUAUAUACCAACAGACCAGGAUAUUUUGCGAUGUCGGAAAAUGACUGAUAGUAUAAGUGAACUACAAUUCGAUAUUCAAACUGGUCGAAAAUCCUCAGUUCGAUUUCGCAUAGUUGAUGUCAGUGGACAAAGAGGUGCACGGAAAAAGUGGAUCCAAUUUUUUGACAAUGUAACUGCAAUUUUAUUUCUUGUGGACUGCAGCAGUUUUGAUCAAACACUUCUUGAAGACAACCGACAGAAUCGUUUAAUUGAUUCACUUGAAGUAUUUGAACAGGCAUGGACUAAUAAAUACCUGAGACAAGUCCCAAUGAUUGUUUUCUUGAAUAAAAUUGAUCUUCUUGAAGAAAAAAUAUGCAGCGGUCAUAGGAUAGAUAAACUGCAUACACUAGCAGAAACUUGGCUUCAGUCUACCAGGUGUACAAGACGUAAAAAGUCACUUCUUAAUCUUCCAGAAAAAUUAAAUAUAAUACGUAAUAAUUCAUCCCUAUUUAAUGCAGAUGUAGGUUUUGAUAAGCGCACAUCAUCGAAAAGGCAAAGUAUUACAUCAAGUCGAAUAAAACUCCCCACUGCUGUAAAAUCUGCAUCAGCUGGUUACACGUCAAGCAAUCGUAAAUUUAGUCAAACACUAGGUGAUUCAUCUACAGCUGAACAUACACAGAAUAAUGAUACGUGGAGUGAACAAAAUCAAAUCAAUAAACAAUAUAGUAGUGUAAAUUCAUUACGUUCAUCAUUUAAAUUAAAUCACACACCUGAUUAUUGUACAGUGCUUCCAAUACUUGGUACAUCAUCAUCAAGUGGUCAAAAUAGUCGUGUAUCAUGUACAACAACUAUUGCUCGUUUAAUCACUGAUUGUCCGUAUAAAGAUUUUAAACCAACAGCCCAACAAAGAGCAGAAUUCUUGACUUGCCUACUUCCAUCAACCAAACCUAUGAAACAUAUUAACCAUAAGAAUGGGAACAACAAAUACGGAAUCAAUCAUCACGCGGGCUACAACAAGAACCAAGAAGAAGAAGACCAUGAAGACUGCAGACCAUACAGUCAACAACCGAAGUUUAUUGUCACACAUCCAGAAACAAUAAGAACUGCCUGUUAUAUUAAAUUUUUAUUUGAAGAAUUGACAAAACGAAGUACAGCUCCAUAUUGUCAAAAUCGAACUUGUUUAUUUUACUAUACAUGUGCUGUGAAUACAAAUAUGAUGCAUCACAUACUACAAGGCUGUCAAAGAUUUUUAAUUCAAGAUCAUUUAGAAAGAUAUGGACUAUUGUAAUACAAAUAGACCGAUACAUAAAUUGAAUCACUUUGUUAAUCAUCUUCGUUUUGUUCUGUUCUCUGUUAUUCAUUCUGAUUGUGACAUUUAAUAUUGUUCAUAUUUAACACUGAUAAUAUAUUACUAAUCUCAGUGUUUUAUACGUUUGUUUAUAUUUUUUUGAAAUAGAACUAAAAGUGCAUAUUAAUUCAUUAUGUCAUCAAAAAAGAAAUAUUUCAUGAAAAAACUUAUCUUUAUUACCUCAAAAGAUUAAGUUCACAUGACUGACAGAAUUAACAUAAUGGGUGAUUGAUUUUUUUCUCCAUUUAUUUUUGUUUUAAUGUGCAUUGGAAUAUUGAACACAAUUUGGUUAAACUAGCGGAUGGAAUUGUUGAGCAUUUAAAUUCCAAAUAAAAUAAAUGUAAUAUGA
Trichobilharzia szidati is the source of this 2539-nucleotide messenger RNA. The record is from the annotation of a GenBank genome assembly. NCBI's taxonomy places the organism in Eukaryota, Metazoa, Platyhelminthes, Trematoda, Strigeidida, Schistosomatidae.